AUGGCCCGCCGGGGAUGGGCGGUCAGACGCGGCAGAAUCGCUCGUGGAUCGGGACAAGCUACAACAUGCUCUGCUGAUGGGGCCAUACGUCUAUCCUCUGCUAUGAUGUCUUCAGAGUGUUCUCCAGCAGACAACCCAGCGAAACGGCCCUCAAGGAGAGGGAUCCGGGGAAAGUGGAGCGAAGAGCAACUGUUGACAAGUGAGAAAUCGAUUCUUAUCGACGCAGACUUGGUGAAGCUUCUCGCCAAACCGGAAUCUUGGAAUAUCCUAGAAGAAGAGGAGAAACGCGAGAUACUAGCUCUCCUCCCCGCAGAUAUCCACCCUGAUGCCGAGCUCCUGUCCGACGCGCCGGACGCAAAUAUCCCACCACUUCCAGAGUCCUUUGUCCGGUAUUCCAAUAAUUGGCGCGAUGGAAUCCGACAAUUCCAGUUAGACCUUCAGCACGGCCAUUAUGAUCCUGAAUGGCUGCGCCAGGCGGAGAUGGCCAGGCGAGCGCGAGAGAACGGCGACUUCGACAAUUUCAAGGAACGCGAGUUUGAGCAAUUUUGGGGUCAAAAACAGAAGACCACUGAUCGUGAUGCUGCCGGUGAAAGUGCCAAAGUAAAACUCACGCAACUCACCGAGGCGGGCGUAUUUUUGCCCGGCGAUACCUGGAGAUUCACCUAUGUUUUUGGUAAAGGAGCUGAACGCAUCAUCAUCGACAAGGAAGUACGGGUAUGUUCAAAUGGAGUACUGACUUCGAAUUGUCUAUUUACUGAUCAUUAUCAGGUGCUUGAGAUCAAUGGCUCAGACCUAACCUUCGUGAUUCCUCCUGGUCAACAAGUCUUUCUUUCCGGUAAUGGCUUUAAAAUCCCCCCAGAAUUGCCCGAAACACCGGCAACUCAAGAAUCGACGUAUCUAAAGGGGGCUACAGAGUCGAAAACGGUCCUGGAGGCGACCCCGGCUGAAGGAAUUGUGAACCGCGAGAUAAACAACGAUCUACCAGAAACGACCACGAAGCCAAGAACGGAGUACUCAAACAUCAGCAAUAGUAGCGUUCAAGUUGUGAUUGUCAGUUCCCAAAAUGGAUCACAACCUGCAGGUGAAGGGCAUAAACGCUCGCUACCUCAAACCAUUCCAGAGCCCCCGGCGAAACGGAAGCGGGGACGCCCUCGCAAACACCCGAUUGUUGAAACGAAUCCGGGACUUGGCGAGAAGCAAACCGAGGAACAGGGCAGCACCAAAGCAUCUCCUUUUCCCUCCGACAAAGAGACGCCUUCAGUCGCAAUAAUGAAUUCUGCGUCUGUGGCACCUGAUCAUCUGCCUCCUACGAACGAAGGAAGCGCGAGAGCUACCACAUCUAUCGAAUCACCAAGUACUACCGAAUACUCGAAAGCGAUUGAAGAAUUACAGCCUACAGACUCCCCAGCACCUGAAGCAACUGUGGACGAUGGUCCCCUAUUAUCUCGAUCCACCGCUGGCGGGUCGGACGAGAUCAUCCUUCAACAUAUUUCCUCGCCCAUGGUCCUUGUCCACCAAAUCCUGAAAAUUGAUGGCCGCCGGCCUAACAGUCGCACUGCCAACUCCUGGAAAGAGCUUCGGUGCUACCGCAAGAACCAGGAUAUAGGCAGCCUAUUCGAUAUCAGGCAGGCCUGGUAUCUCAAACAAAGCAAGAAAUGA
Penicillium macrosclerotiorum is the source of this 1659-nucleotide messenger RNA. RefSeq lists its product as uncharacterized. Lineage: Eukaryota; Fungi; Ascomycota; Eurotiomycetes; Eurotiales; Aspergillaceae. The record is from RefSeq and is a predicted model, not a curated record. The transcript has 3 exons. The coding region runs from base 1 to 1659 and encodes 552 amino acids.